This is a messenger RNA of Didymodactylos carnosus, 2235 nucleotides long. NCBI's taxonomy places the organism in Eukaryota, Metazoa, Rotifera, Eurotatoria, Philodinida, Philodinidae. The record is from the annotation of a GenBank genome assembly.
AUGGCUUCUGCAUUAAGAUCGGCUGCUGCGUCUAACCGAAUGCGACAAUCAGAUAGCCGUUCGGUUCGUACAGGUGCCUCUGGAGGUAGAUCUGUGGGUCAAACAUCAGGUGUGGUCCGAAAAACAACGGGAACCACUCGACCUGCUCGCAUUUUGCCAAAAGUGUAUGAAAAUAAUCAAGAUGUAACUCCAAAACGACUAAUUGAUCCAGAACCGUAUUUUUCAAAAGUAAAAGAUUCAUUUUUGACUCAUGAUAAUUCAACAACGCCGAGUGAAACCUAUUCAUCAGCACAACCACAAAUAUUUUCAGCAACUAAAUCCUUAAUGGGCAUGAGUCAUGGUGCCGGAAUGAAUUCCGAUAUGGAUAGUAUACCCAGCGAACAAUCCGACACCAUUCAAGAUUUAGCACAAAGUGUAAUUCCCUAUGUAGGAGAAAAAACAUUUGUUUCCGAAGACCCUCGUGAUCAACAACCAACGCUGACAAUGAGUGAAACAGAAACAAUAUUCAUUCUUAGUAUGGAUAGCUCUAUUGUGGCAAAUGAUGCAAAAGAUCUUGAAGAAAUUAAAGAAAGCAAUGAACGAUAUGCCGAGCUUUGUAAAAGUAAACAAGGCACUGAUUUAUUCACUGAACGUGGCAUGAACACGUUUAAUAAUCUGAUGAAAAAUAAAGACAUUCAAUGUGAUCGUAUCAGUAGUCAAUUUAUGGAAUGUUUUUUACGUUAUUGUUUUAUAGUUGAACGUGAAAUACAAGCGCAAGAUGUAGAUGCGAGUUUAUUAGAUCAACCGAUACCAAUGGACAAAUCUCACGGAACACGCUUAUCUGAACAAUCAAUUGAAACAGGAAGAAAACCUGUAGCAACAAAAGAACAACAAAUUGAACAAGAAAAACAAUUUAAUGCAUCAGCAAUUGCAACUAGUAGUUUCAUUAUGGAAAGAGUUUUAAAUUUGAAUACAAACCAAGUCAAACAAGCGAUUUAUAGAGGCUUGAAACCACUUGUAGUAAAAGAAGAAAAAAUACUCGCUUAUACUGGACUUACAUUAGAUAAGUUGUGGCAAUAUUCGUCGGAUUUAACAAGUGAUAAAAAUGUUAGUUCAAUGGCAUGGAAUCGAAAAAAUCCCGAUUUAUUAGCUGUUGGCUAUGGUCCAUUUGAAUUUAAUGAUCAAAAUCAAGGUUUAGUAUGCUGCUGGUCGUUGAAAAAUCAAGAAUUUCCUGAGCGCUACUAUCACACAACAGCAGGUGUUACAACUGUAGCAUUUUCUAACAAAUAUCCAUCUUUACUAGCCGUUGGAUUGUUUGAUGGAACAGUGAAUAUUUAUGAUGUUAAAAAUAACGAUACUAAUCCGUUGUUAGAUACAGGAGAAUCAGCUGGAAAACACAACUCUCCUGUUUGGCAGUUAUAUUGGGUUGAAGUUGAAAAAGGUCGAGAAGACGAUAGUGAAGUAUUAAUGUCAAUAUCAACUGAUGGCAGAGUAACGCAAUGGUUAAUCAGAAAAGGAUUUGAAUCAACCGAUUAUAUGAAAUUGAAGCGUAUUCUAAGCAAACAAACUCGUCGUGAACGUGAAGUACCAAAAGAUGCAAAACAGACAAAAUCAGAUAAUAUUCUAUUUCGUAACGCGGGUGGUUUAUGUUUUGAUGUGUGUCCAGACGAUAAAACAAUUUAUUUAUGUGGCACAGAAGAAGGACUUGUGCAUCGUUGUUCCGUAUCAUAUAAUGAACAAUAUUUGGAUACUUAUUCUGGACAUACGGGACCUGUUUACAAAAUUGCUUGGAGUCCUCUAGCAAAAAAUGUGUUUUUAAGUUCAUCAGCCGAUUGGACAAUGUGUUUAUGGAUUGUGAAUCGAUUUGAACCAUGUUUGACCAUGAUAUCAAGAAAGAAACCGGUGUUUGAUAUAUGUUGGUCGCCAAUAUCAGCUACAAUGUUUUGUUGUGUUAAUGAAGAAGCUGUUGAAGUGUGGGAUUUAUCGAAAAAUACACUCGAACCGGUCAAUGUUAUAUUAGCCACACAACAAUACAUGUUUACUUCAAUAACAUAUGCACCAAACUCAGAAUCUGUUCUGGCUGGCACAAACACUGGUGCGGUAAUGGUCUAUCAUUUAAAGAACUUGCCUCCUCCAUCAUCGGCUCAAGAAUUACAACGAUUAAUCGAACAACAGACGAAUAUAAUUCCUUUAGAUAACAAUUCAACUGAAAGCAACACUGAGACAACUCAAAAUCCAUCGAAAAGUAGGCUUUGA